Messenger RNA from Photinus pyralis (common eastern firefly), 2962 nucleotides. RefSeq names its product kinesin-like protein Klp10A. Gene Ontology annotation, biological process: microtubule-based movement. The record is from RefSeq and is a predicted model, not a curated record. NCBI's taxonomy places the organism in Eukaryota, Metazoa, Arthropoda, Insecta, Coleoptera, Lampyridae. The coding region runs from base 188 to 2365 and encodes 725 amino acids. The transcript is spliced from 10 exons. Gene Ontology annotation, molecular function: microtubule binding; ATP binding; microtubule motor activity.
UUCGUCCUCUACUUGGAAUUACAUUCCAUUUCGUGGUCGCUUGUCUGUAUUUUGGUGUUAGAAAUUUUAUAACUAUUUUUUUCUUCGUAGUGUACAUAAGUGGUAAAUUUUAACAAGUAUUUAUUAAUGCAUGAACGACUGCAUUGCGCGGUUUUCAAAACAUAAACCCCCUGCCCAGCAUUAAGACAUGAAUAACGAAAAUAUACUUCAAGUGGGAUCAAGUAUUAACAUCAAACGAACCGAUGGACGAAUCCAUACGGCUUAUGUGGCUCGUAUUAACUAUGAUCUCAAAAGCGCAACAGUGGAGUGGUUCGAGAAUGGCGAAACGAAAGGAAAAGAAGUUGACAUGGAUUCGAUAGAAUCUCUAAAUCCUGAAAUGACACUACUUCGACCUAGUGAUCCGGAGCCCAGCUCGUCUCAUUCUCAAGUGGAAAUGAACCAGCUGCAAAGGGAUUCAUCUGCUUCUUCAGAAGAAGAAACUAGUGCUGCAAUGGCGCGAUCAGGUCGUUAUAGUCAUAAACUUGACGAGAGUGACGAUGAUUUUAAUAGUAACCAGCUUUCACCAGACACUGCAACUUUAUCGAAUCCAACUAAAGCUUCUUUGGCCACUAUUACUAAUAAAAAUACCAACGGUGCAAUAAGUGCUGCUCACUCCAACCACAGACAAACCCUCUCUGUUCAUACAAACGGCCACACACAGACGGUAGCUGCAACUGCGAAUGAUACAUCUCGACAAUCUCAGAAUCCAAAAUGUAGUAGUGUAGUAAAACAGAUAGAGAAAUUGAAAAAAAAUCGUGAGGAGAGGAGGCAACGGCAAGCAGAGGAAAAGGCAGAGAAGGAAGCUUUUUUACAAAUGGCCCCUGGAAAUCCCCACUGGGAGUUGCUGAAUAUGAUUUUAGAUUAUCGCCGUGGUCUUGAUAUAAGACCAUUAACGGAAAAUGAUGCCAUUGAAGAUCACCUAAUCACAGUGUGUGUUCGAAAAAGGCCUUUAAAUAAAAGAGAAUCGGUCCGGAAGGAGGUUGACGUAAUCACGAUACCCUCAAAAAAUCAACUUAUUGUGCACGAACCGAGAAACAAAGUUGAUCUCACAAAGUAUUUGGAAAACCAAUUGUUUAGAUUUGAUUACGCCUUCGAUGAAACGUGUUCUAACGACAUUGUUUAUAAAUACACUGCUCAACCGUUAAUCAAGACAAUUUUUGAGGGCGGUUUUGCCACAUGUUUUGCUUAUGGGCAGACCGGCUCCGGAAAGACGCACACCAUGGGAGGGAAUUUUAAUGGUAGAAAUCAAGACUGUCAAAAGGGGAUUUACGCGAUGGCGGCGGCCGACGUAUUUCAACUGGCGAAAUCGCCUAAAUAUAGGCAUUUAGAUAUGAUCGUGUCAUCGAGCUUUUUCGAAAUUUACUCCGGAAAAGUCUUUGACCUUUUAGCCAACAAAGCAAAACUUCGAAUAUUGGAAGACGGAAAGCAACAGGUGCAAGUGGUUGGUCUUACCGAAAAAGUUGUCACAUCCGUACAAGAAGUGUUGAAAUUAAUUCAAAAGGGAAAUUUGGCCAGGACCUCUGGACAAACUUCAGCGAACGUCAACUCUUCUCGGUCGCAUGCCAUCUUUCAAAUACUUCUACGAAUAAGUAACACUAUUCAUAAAGUGUACGGAAAGUUUUCUCUCAUCGAUUUGGCCGGUAAUGAGAGGGGUGCUGAUACAUCGUCUGCCGAUAGACAAACCAGAAUGGAAGGAGCAGAAAUAAAUAAAUCACUCCUCGCCUUAAAAGAGUGCAUAAGAGCUUUGGGUCGUAAAGGAUCUCAUUUACCAUUCCGAGUUAGUAAAUUAACUCAAGUACUGAGAGAUUCCUUUGUCGGUCCAAAUUCGAAAACGUGCAUGAUUGCCAUGAUCUCGCCAGGUGUGUCCUCUUGCGAACAUUCGUUAAAUACGCUACGAUACGCGGAUAGAGUGAAAGAAUUGGGCGGCGGUGACCUACAGACUACCCCUUGUGAAGAGGAAUUUGAUAACGAAGAACCUGAUGACGGAGCAUUGAUACAACUUAGAUCGUUAAACGAAAAUGACAUGAGUCCUGAAAUGUUAAACUUCCAUCAAAUGAUAUCGGAAAUACAAAUCGCCGAAGACACUAUGUUAGAUGUUCAUAAACAAACGUUAGAAAAUUUUCUUCCUGUUAUAAUUGAGAAAGGGAAUAAAUAUCUCAAAAUGGCCGAUGACGUUGCGUUUGAUCAAGAAGCAUACUGUGCUGCGUGGGAAGAACUAAUUAUAAAUUCUAUGCAUGGACUGACAAGAGCGCGAGAGGUUAUCACCAAUCUUAGAAGUAAAAUGGCAGACGAAGAACAGCUUAGUCGCAAAACCAAAAGAAAAUAAUGUAAUUUGCUACCUUUAAAAUUUUUUUAUGAACCAAUGUGUAAUAACACAGUAUUAUUGUAAAAGUUGUGAAUUGUGCCAUGAUCUGGUAGUAAGUGUUUUAAUUUUAUUUACUAAUGUAUAGGCGAUUGGCUAUUAUGCUUACAAAAUAAGUGCCUUGCUGCCGUUUUAAUAACUUUUAUUUUAUAAUUGUAUGUAGCGCGUAAAAAAUUUUAAUUUCUCCCAUUAUGUGAGCGGUACUUAAUACCAUAUCAUGGUACAGACAAAUCUUUGUUCUGUAAGAUCUUCAAAUUUUAAUUAUUAAUUAUUUAUUGUAUUUUAUAUGGCCAAUUUUUGGAGUUAACAUUCCUAAUUAAUAUACUGUAAAAAUGAUGUUCCAUUUUAGCUGGCAUUGAGCCUUACACCAGUCAUACCCUACUUAGUUUUGUAGUAAUAAUUAGGCUGUGCUAAUUGUUUUACGAUAAAUGCUGGCUCGUUUGUUUAAUUAUGCUUAGAUAUUUAAGGAAAUUAACUGUUUCAUUUCUGUAACAGAUUUUCCAAUGAGCAACUUAUGCUUAAUUUUAUAUGAAAAUAAAAGUUGUUUAUUGUAAAAUGUCA